AUGCAAAGUUGCUGCAGUGGAACUCAACGUUUGUGUACAGUUACCGAUUGGUCAAUGUUUGUCUCGAUAAUGAGAGGCUGCCAGGCAGCAGAAUCUGAGCUGUCGGAGUUCCAGGCAAGAAUGCGAGCUGAGGAAGUUGACUUCGCUGCAGAGGUCGAAAUCCUUGGCUCGCGGCGUCGCAGCUUGGAAACAUCGUUAAGGGAGUCCUCUGCCAAUCUGGCCGACACCGAAGCGGAAGUCUCCGCUGCUCGUGCCCAGAGCUUGGGCUUGCGAGCACAGCUGGAGGUCCUACAGGCUGCACGAGACGAGAUUGUCUCUCAGGAGCAGCAGGCCAGUGCCCAACAGCGUGCGGAGGUGGAGCGGCUGGAGGCCAAAGCAGAAUCCUUGGCGGCGGAGGCGCUGGACUUCUCACAGCGACACGAGCAAGCAAAGGCUGCCAUCCAGGAGGUGCAGGAAGCGCAGAUGCACAGGAGCGGCGAAGCCAAGCCACUCGAAGAGGAUGCUCUGGGCUCUGCGCGCCUGGCGGCUGCAGAGCGCUGCCGCCGUGCGCGCGACGAGGUAGCGGAGGCUGAGCAGCGAUUGGGUGAGCGCCUGCGCCGCUUGGGUGCUGUCCGGCAGCAGAAGCUCCACCUUGCACGCGAGCUCGCAUCUGUCCGGGAGUCUACAGGAGCCCCUCCCCGCAAGCCUGCGCGACGUGCAAAAAGUGCUGGCAGCCGGCGAGCGGAGGCCCCAUCGUCCAGGAAGAUGGAAGAGGGGGCAUGGAUGUCUCCUGCUCUGCAGAUGCAUCAAGAGCUGGAGCUGCUUCAGAGGUGGAAGUCUGAUGCGCUCAGUGUCCUGGAACAGAUGCAAGCAGACGUUGCAUCUGCUCAGGACAAGUAUCGUCAGCAGCUGAAGCAUAACCAGACCUUGGAGAGUCGCUUGGAGCGCAUGGGCCUGGAAGCCAAAGCAGUCUUGACGGAACUGCCCCGCUUCGAGAACCCAGGUGCGGCGGUUUCCCUCGGAGGGCCUGCAGAAGCUGUUGGCGGCAGGUUCCGUCUUGCUCCGGAGCUGCCCGAGAAAUCUACGCUAUCGUCGCAUCAUGGAUGGUAG
Molecule: messenger RNA, 1089 nt
Organism: Symbiodinium pilosum
Lineage: Eukaryota; Dinophyceae; Suessiales; Symbiodiniaceae
Source: the annotation of a GenBank genome assembly